GGAAGCCUGCGCAUGUGCAUCAAUAACCGAGCUCUCAACAAGCAGACCAUCAACAAAAAAUACCCAAUACCACAAAUCGAUGAUCUGCUUGAUCAGCUUCGGGCAGCCACGGUAUUUUCCAAACUAGAUCCAUGGUCCGGGUACUGGCAGAUACGAAUGGCGGACAAUUCUAUCAACAAAACUGCCUUCCGAACUCGGUACGGGUCGUACGAGUAUCUAGUAAUGUCGUUCGGACUCACCAAUGCACCGGCAAAGUUCCAAGCCGAAAUAAGCCAUAUUCUACGCCCACUCUUGGACGAAUGCGUGGUGGUGUACCUGGACGACAUACUCGUGUGACUUGCAGCAGCACGUCCAACACU
Closterium sp. NIES-67 is the source of this 359-nucleotide messenger RNA. Lineage: Eukaryota; Viridiplantae; Streptophyta; Zygnematophyceae; Desmidiales; Closteriaceae. The record is from the annotation of a GenBank genome assembly.